Molecule: messenger RNA, 1533 nt
Organism: Anas platyrhynchos (mallard)
Lineage: Eukaryota; Metazoa; Chordata; Aves; Anseriformes; Anatidae
Gene: PTGES3
Product: prostaglandin E synthase 3
Biological process (GO): telomerase holoenzyme complex assembly; chaperone-mediated protein complex assembly; prostaglandin biosynthetic process
Cellular component (GO): cytosol; nucleus
Molecular function (GO): Hsp90 protein binding; protein-folding chaperone binding; prostaglandin-E synthase activity
Source: RefSeq, a predicted model, not a curated record
GGGCGGGCCGCGCGCAUGCGCAGUGGCGGGAGGCGGCGCGGCGGGGUUUUUGCUGCGUCACCAGCGCUGGGCGCCGCCGCCGCCGGAGCGCGCGGGGCAUUGUGGGAGCGAGGCCGCGCCGAGCCCCGACCCGCAGCGGAGCCCCCGAGCCCCGACCGGCCCCGGCCCGACCCCGGCCCCGCCCCCGCCCCCCCUCCGCCGCCGCCGCCAGCACCGGAGCCGCCCUCGCUCGUCCGCCCGCCGGGCUCCCCCCGUCCCUCCGAGGAGCGCCAGCCGCCGCCGCCAUUCGCCAUGCAGCCCGCUUCUGCGAAGUGGUACGACCGAAGGGACUACGUCUUUAUUGAAUUUUGCGUUGAAGACAGUAAAGACGUUAAUGUAAAUUUUGAAAAAUCCAAACUUACGUUCAGUUGUCUUGGAGGAAGUGAUAACUUUAAACAUUUAAAUGAAAUCGACCUUUUUAAUAAUAUUGAUCCAAAUGAAUCAAAGCAUAAAAGAACAGACAGAUCUAUCUUGUGUUGUUUACGAAAAGGAGAAUCUGGUCAGGCAUGGCCAAGGCUAACGAAAGAGAGGGCGAAGCUCAACUGGCUCAGCGUGGAUUUCAACAACUGGAAAGACUGGGAAGAUGAUUCAGAUGAAGACAUGUCCAAUUUUGAUCGCUUUUCCGAGAUGAUGAACAACAUGGGUGGAGAUGACGACGUAGACCUACCAGAAGUAGAUGGGGCAGAUGAUGACUCACCAGACAGUGAUGAUGAAAAAAUGCCAGAUCUGGAGUAAGAAAAACUGUUGUCUUCAGGGUUUGGGGAAAGAACUUCAUCACAUUUCAUAAUUGAGAUAAGAAUUCCUGAGUUGAUAGCCCUAAAGGGAGAUAUUGCAUCCUUUAACCCAUUUUCAGUCCAUUUUAAAUGGCUUCACUGAUGGUAGGUGUGUACCAUUGUGCGGGGCAGUCUUAAGCCACGAGAGGCAAUAAUGUUAUGCAUGAACCGUUUUCCAGACUUCCAAAAACCAAUUGAGGUGUAGGCAAUCGAUACCGAGCAGUUGCAAUAAAGUUUACAGAGCCUCCUUGCCUCGUAGCAGAUGUAAUUCCAACGGGAGAAUCCUGAAUUUACGUCGAGCGGUAAAUUGGCGUUUUCCCCCCCUCUGUGGCCUGCAGGUAGAUCCAAAAUUUAAGCUUGUACCUGGAACAAAAAACUGGCUGAACCCACCGUUAGCUAAUUGGGUCACAAAAUGUAACAGGUGAUGCGCAAUACCUCUGUGGUGUCUUCAGGUGUGUUCCACUAAUGUUUUUAUUAAAAAGGAAACAAAAUUGGCUUUGUUGGGUAUUUAAUCGCUAGUUGCGUGUUCUGAGGCAGUUCCCAGCCCCCUGCUCUGAGCGCGGGGACCAAGCGGCGCCCGCUGAGGGGAAGGUGGCGGCCGCCAGUGGUUGGCGUGAGCGGCUCGUGGCAGAACGGGACAAAAACAACCUCGGUUUGUGUUCAGAGCAGCGGGGAUUUUUUUAUUGUCUGCAUUCUUUCUAAUAAACUGUUGAAGACUCCA